Scomber scombrus (Atlantic mackerel) is the source of this 1225-nucleotide messenger RNA. RefSeq names its product platelet derived growth factor d (gene pdgfd). Gene Ontology annotation, biological process: positive regulation of ERK1 and ERK2 cascade; positive regulation of phosphatidylinositol 3-kinase/protein kinase B signal transduction; platelet-derived growth factor receptor signaling pathway. NCBI's taxonomy places the organism in Eukaryota, Metazoa, Chordata, Actinopteri, Scombriformes, Scombridae. The record is from RefSeq and is a predicted model, not a curated record. Gene Ontology annotation, molecular function: platelet-derived growth factor receptor binding; growth factor activity. Gene Ontology annotation, cellular component: membrane. The transcript is spliced from 7 exons. Bases 125 to 1225 code for a protein of 366 amino acids.
AGCUCUUUUUGAUUUUCUGUGUCACGGGGUAUUUUAAAGAGAGAGAAAAAAAAUUGUUUUAAGUCACUGGAAGGUGUGGAGAGGGUAUUUCAUUUAAGAAACAGUGUUGGAGUUUAUUGUCACUAUGAGCGGACCUUUGGUUCUCCUUAUGUGGAUGGUUUUAGUUUUGGUUAUAACCGGAGUCGCGAGGGCUCAGGUCUCUACUGCCAAAGUCUUGAGGGGCAACAUCAGAAGAGACGACUUGUACCGCAAAGAGGAAAACAUCACGGUAACACCGUUGGGUGGAGUCAUCCACAGCCCACGCUACCCCAACGCUUACCCCCGCAACCUGCUGUUGUCAUGGAAACUGCUGUCACCGCCAGGAAGCCAAAUACACCUGGAGUUUGACGGACACUUUGGCCUGGAGGAGCCUGAGAACGGAGCGUGCAGGUAUGACUUUGUUGAAGUGGAGGACCAAUCGGAGACCAGCACUAUAAUUUGGGGUCGUUGGUGUGGGCAGAAGGCACCGCCUAGCCUCAACUCCAAAACCAACAUGCUCAGAGUCACCUUCAAGUCUGAUGAUUACUUUGUUGCAAAGCCUGGAUUCAAAAUCUACUACUCGCUGCUGUAUGACUCUCCUCUGCCUGCAUCCAACAGCAACUGGGAGGCCAUCACUAUGCCCAUUGGUGGCGGGCAGGUGUCCGUGGCAGCCACACAGGUUCCUUUCUCCUUGGAGGAUUUGGACCGGACCAUAGCUGCCUUUGACACUAUAGAACAACUUCUCAAAUCGCUGAACCCAGAGACCUGGAGACAGGACCUGGACAGCAUCUACACUCAAACUCACAUACAUUAUAGAUCCAGGGCCUAUCAUCUGGCAAGCAGGCAUAAUAAAGUUGAUCUGAACCGUCUCUAUGAAGACGUCAAGCGCUACAGUUGUACCCCUCGCAACUACUCCGUAAACCUGCGUGAGGAGCUGAGGGCCACCAACGCUGUCUUCUUCCCUCGAUGUCUGCUGGUCAAACGCUGCGGAGGCAACUGUGGCUGCGGAACCGAUAACUGGAACAACGGCUGCACUUGUCAGGCUGCCAAGACAACACAAAAACUACAUGAGGUGCUGAAGUACGCCCCAGAGGUCACUCCGUAUCAGCGCCAGCGGAGGCCACGGGUGCGCUGGGUCAUAGAUGAGAUCUUCCUCACACACCAUGAAACGUGUGAGUGUGCGUGUCCCUCUCAGCCCCCUCGCUGA